AGAAAGCGUCUUGCUCAAUUCAACGGCCACCACGACUUCAACAAUGCAUCGAACUACUCGCUCGCCUGGACUCGUGAUGGCGCACAUCUCCUCUCAGCAGGUGAUGGAGAUCCCGUCAUUCGUUCAUGGGACAUAUCCACCUGGAAACAGGCUGGUGAUCCCUGGAUUGGUCAUGGCGAAGACAAGCCCAUCAACCAUAUGGUCCAUAUCAUAUCGAACACAACGGGCACCCUUCUCGCAUCAGCAUCUAAUGACUGCACUGUUCGAUUGUGGCAGUUUCCCACAGGCACAGAAGUCGCCCGAUUUAAGCACUCAGAUCCGGUGUCUCGUGUUACAUUCUCGGUGGAUGGACGCUCUAUAUUCAGUGGCGGCUGGGACGGGAAAAUCUCGCAAUGGGAGAUACCUGAGGAUGUGCUCAUAGCAGCCGAAAUUGAUCUUUCAGCCAGCGCGAAGAAUGAGGCUGCUCGGGGCAAACACAAUAUGAAACGCCUGCUUAAUUCGGAGAUUCCUGGCCAGCGCCAAAGUAAGCCGACGACCUACCAGCGCUUCGACACGUCUCGUGGAUGGGAUACUUACUCUGCAUCACCACUCGCUCAUGCGGAACGUCCUUCAUCUUCUCGCUUGCUUGAUCUCAAGACCUUUUUCGAUGGCAUCUGGCCGUCAUCUGACAAGAAGGGGAAGCAAAAGGAGCGCCGGCCAAAACGAAAUGCUCCCGAAGUCAUUGAUGUUCCUCUCGGAAUAGCAACACCUGGCGACGUUGUUGGUGUGGACGACGGAAUACGACCAUAUGUACUCUUCUUUUGCCUCAGCUGGUUCCAGAAGAAGAAAAAACCGGAUCCACCACGGCCGGUCUAUGACGACGAACUCGAUGACGACGAAUCUGAACAUGCCAUUAUUGAUAUUCCUAUAUCUACUACACGGACCCAAAUUGAAACUGACAAGAAAACCAAAUUGACACCAAUGUCUUUUUUUCCAGUCACAGCCAGAGGCAGGACCAUGUCGCCUUGCACCUGCAGUUGAUGUAGAUCCUGUUGAUGUCCCGAUACCUACUACCAGAAGACCAGCAUGAAGAA
Molecule: messenger RNA, 1073 nt
Organism: Suillus subalutaceus
Lineage: Eukaryota; Fungi; Basidiomycota; Agaricomycetes; Boletales; Suillaceae
Exons: 7
Coding region: 199-1020 (273 amino acids)
Molecular function (GO): protein binding
Source: RefSeq, a predicted model, not a curated record